Messenger RNA from Frankliniella occidentalis (western flower thrips), 563 nucleotides. RefSeq lists its product as uncharacterized. NCBI's taxonomy places the organism in Eukaryota, Metazoa, Arthropoda, Insecta, Thysanoptera, Thripidae. The transcript has 4 exons. The record is from RefSeq and is a predicted model, not a curated record. Bases 207 to 548 code for a protein of 113 amino acids.
UGCAAGCAGUGUCAACAAAAACUGUUUUCGAGCAGGUUGGAUACCAAAAUAUUCCUUUGCAGCGUGCUACUAGUAAUCCGAUUUUUGGAGAAAGUUCAACAGCCAAUAAUCGAAGCGAUAUCUUCAGAGAACUUUGUGCACAAAGUUUCACUCCUAUUCACCCAGUUAAAAGAAGAGACCACAACAACAGCUUUCACGCGCACAAGAUGUUCGCUACAACACCAAUUUUUGUGGUUUCGCUGCUGCUGGUGGCUGCUGCUCCUCUGCUUGCCUUUACAGCAACUGAUUGCUCCGAGGUACCUGGAUGCUUGAACGAGUAUGAGUGGAAGCACGAAGCGACACCCGCAGAAGCCACAACAUUUUGCAAGGAGAGGUACCCAACCUGCCAAAAUAUUGACGCAAGAGACAUGAAACUGUAUUGCAAGCAAGUCCUCCCGUUGUGCCAGCUUUUCGUCUACGGCUACAUUGGAAUGACGACUGAAGGCCACGAAGAAGCCGAUGCUUACUGCACCAAACGCAUGCCUCGUUGUUAUUCGAAAAAGCAAUAAAUAAUCUCAAAACCA